AUGAGAGUAUCACCAGCAUUAUUGCAACGCUCGAAACAGCUUAUAGAUAAGUACGCAUUGUACGUGCCUAAAACGGGCUCUUUUCCAAAGGGCUUUGAAGUUGGCUACGUCGCAUCUGGAGUCAAGAAAAAUGGGAACUUGGACCUGGGUAUCAUCUUGAACACCAACAAAUCUCGUCCUUCCACUGCAGCAGCGGUUUUCACGACGAACAAAUUCAAGGCUGCCCCUGUUUUAAUUUCGAAGAAGGUCCUUGAAUCUGCUAGUGGCAAGAAUAUUAACGCCAUCGUAGUCAAUUCUGGUUGUGCUAAUUCUGUCACCGGUGAUCUCGGUAUGAAAGACGCCCAGAUAAUGAUCGACUUGGUUAACGAGAAAAUUGGUGAAAGAAACUCAACAUUAGUAAUGUCUACGGGUGUAAUUGGACAGCGACUACACAUGGACAAGAUCAGUAAUGGUAUCAAUAGAAUAUUUAGUGAAAGGAAAUUCGGCGGUGAUUUCAACUCUUGGUUGAACGUGGCGAAAUCAAUCUGCACCACCGACACUUUCCCCAAGUUAGUUUCAUCCAAAUUUAAGCUCCCUAGUGGCACUGAGUAUACCUUAACAGGUAUGGCGAAGGGUGCAGGCAUGAUCUGCCCUAAUAUGGCCACAUUACUAGGUUUCGUGGUCACUGAUCUUCCCAUCGAAAACAAGGCGUUGCAAAAAAUGCUAACUUUCGCUACCACCCGUUCGUUUAAUUGUAUUUCAGUUGACGGUGACAUGAGUACUAACGAUACGAUUUGUAUGCUAGCCAAUGGUGCUAUUGAUACCGAGGAAAUUAAUGAAAGUUCUGAGGAUUUUGAUCAAGUGAAAUUGCAAGUCACCGAAUUCGCCCAACGUUUGGCUCAGUUAGUUGUUCGUGACGGUGAAGGUUCGACAAAGUUUGUUACCGUAAAUGUCAAAAAUGCAUUGCAUUUUGAAGAUGCCAAAAUUAUCGCCGAGUCAAUUUCGAAUUCUAUGUUGGUCAAAACUGCGUUAUAUGGGCAAGAUGCUAAUUGGGGGAGGAUUUUAUGCGCUAUCGGGUAUGCUAAGUUGAACGAUUUGAAAUCUCUGGAUGUCGAUACUAUCAACGUUAGCUUUAUCGCGACUGAUAAUUCUGAACCUCGUGAGUUGAAGCUUGUUGUUAACGGUGUCCCCCAAUUAGAUAUUGACGAAUCAAGAGCUUCUGAAAUAUUGGCUUUGAACGAUUUAGAAGUGUCCGUCGACUUAGGUACUGGUAAGGAGACAGCCCAAUUUUGGACUUGUGAUCUGUCACAUGAAUAUGUUACUAUAAACGGUGAUUACCGUUCAUAA
Messenger RNA from Saccharomyces kudriavzevii IFO 1802, 1326 nucleotides. It is a transcript of the gene ARG7, whose product is annotated as glutamate N-acetyltransferase. Gene Ontology annotation, cellular component: mitochondrial matrix. Gene Ontology annotation, molecular function: L-glutamate N-acetyltransferase activity, acting on acetyl-L-ornithine as donor; L-glutamate N-acetyltransferase activity, acting on acetyl-CoA as donor. The transcript has a single exon. The record is from RefSeq and is a predicted model, not a curated record. Gene Ontology annotation, biological process: L-arginine biosynthetic process; L-ornithine biosynthetic process. NCBI's taxonomy places the organism in Eukaryota, Fungi, Ascomycota, Saccharomycetes, Saccharomycetales, Saccharomycetaceae. The coding region runs from base 1 to 1326 and encodes 441 amino acids.